AUGAGAUGGACGUGGCUCGUAGCGCUGCUGCUGGUGGGGCCGUGCUGGGGCCUGCCGCUGCUGGAGUGGGCGAUGCGGUGGGUGCCGCGGCUGCCGGAUACGCCACCGCUGCCUGUGGUGAUAUGGCAUGGGCUGGGCGACUCGGCGUAUGCGCCGUGGCUGCGUGACCUGAAGGCGGAGCUUGAGCUCACGUACCCCGGCAUGUAUGUGCAUCUUGUCGCGCUUGAGUCGCGGUCGAUGGCGGACCGCGCAGCGACGUUCGUGGGCGACGUGAAUGCGCAGGUGGCGCGCGUCGCCGAGCAGCUCGCGCAGGUGCCUGAGCUGCGGCAUGGUUUUGACGCCGUGGGCUUUUCGCAGGGCGGGCAGUUUUUGCGUGCGUACGUCGAGCGGUUUCAUGCGCCUGUGCGCCGCCUCAUCACGUUCGGGUCGCAGCACAUGGGCAUCACCGCGCUGCCCGGGUGUCGCGACGACGAUCGGCUGUGUGAGGCGGUCAUGCGGCACAUCGAGCAGGCGACGUACACGGACCAUGCGCAGACGCACAUGGUCGUGGCGCAGUACUUCCGCGACACGCGCACGCCGGAGCGCUUUGAGGAGUAUGUGGCGCACAGUCGCUUUCUGCGUGAUAUCAACAACGAGGGCGCCGCGAAGAAUGCGUCGUACAAGGAGGGCCUGCAGCGCCUCGAGCAGUUUGUCAUGGUGCGCUUUUCGGACGACACGACGGUGCGGCCGCCCGAGUCGGCGUGGUUUGGCGCGCACAGCGUGCCGGAGGCCGGGCAGCCGGCGCGGCCCGUGCCGCUGCGCCAGAGCGACGUGUACGUGCGCGACUGGCUCGGCCUGGCGGCGCUCGACAAGCGCGGCGCGCUGCGAUUCCACACGUGUGACGGCAUGCACAUGCAGCUGUCGCCGGCGUGCAAGGAGCUCGUCUUUGGACAGUACGUGGGGCGCCCGCGAUCGCCGGGCCGGUGGCUGGCUAUGAACGCUUGA
This is a messenger RNA of Malassezia restricta, 984 nucleotides long. Its product is annotated as palmitoyl-protein thioesterase. The transcript has a single exon. Gene Ontology annotation, cellular component: lysosome. NCBI's taxonomy places the organism in Eukaryota, Fungi, Basidiomycota, Malasseziomycetes, Malasseziales, Malasseziaceae. The coding region runs from base 1 to 984 and encodes 327 amino acids. Gene Ontology annotation, molecular function: thiolester hydrolase activity; palmitoyl hydrolase activity. The record is from RefSeq and is a predicted model, not a curated record.